Molecule: messenger RNA, 8385 nt
Organism: Synchiropus splendidus (mandarinfish)
Lineage: Eukaryota; Metazoa; Chordata; Actinopteri; Syngnathiformes; Callionymidae
Gene: tbc1d32
Product: TBC1 domain family, member 32
Exons: 35
Coding region: 2613-6599 (1328 amino acids)
Biological process (GO): non-motile cilium assembly
Source: RefSeq, a predicted model, not a curated record
UCAUCUCACCUCACCCGCAGGCCAAGGCUUGGCAGAAACUGGCUUCACCCAGCAGAGAUGACAGUGAGACACAAUGAGUCACACGCCACCGCAGCAGAAGACAAAGUCGGGAUUGUAGCCCCAAUCUCUGGCUUUAAAUGACACACUUCCAGUCUCUGUGAAACAGAUUACUCGGUCUCGGAGAGGGAGAAGUCCAGAUUAUUUUGAAGAUCACGACUCCUCAUGUGACUCAACUGCCUCCGCUCCUGACCAAGACCCGAGACCCCAGAACCCAGAUCCAGUCUGGGACGCAGCGGAGCAGACCACGCUGAAGGGAAGCACAAGAGGAAGUUGGCAGGUUUGGUGAAGGCGUGGCUCAGCUGCCGACUGACCUGCAGCGUGUGAGGCCAGUAGCCGGUGGUCCUGUGCGAGACCCCCAGAGUGGAGAUGGCGUGACGAGCGUAGACGUCCGGCUUCGGUACCAGCCAGCUCUCAGCAAGCGGCGAGGAUGGUGUAGCGACCUGAAGGAACACCGUGGAGGCGGUGAGCGUCACUCGCCCAGGCAGCGGUCUGCAACAAGCCCCGGACGAGAUGUUGACCACGGCUCCUCUGCCACGCCGCAACAUACUGGGCAACACCAGCCGCGCCAGCAGGGUCGCCACCCCGAUGUUCUUGGUCACUAGAUCCAAGACUCGUUGUUCUGGUAUAUCUGUGAAGGCGUGAGGCGAGGCCAGUGACUCGUCCACACAGUUCACUAGGAAACCAACGUCCUUGCCCCGCAGAGCUUCUUGGACUGGCUCGACGGCUGCUGGAUCCAAGGAGAAGUGGGCCAGGACCACCACUGUCUCCACGCCGUAGUCCUGGGCCAGCCUGGCGGCAAGGUCUCCCACGCCGGCCCCAUCAUGACAGAUGAAGAUGACGCUGACUCCCUGCUUGGCCAGCUCUUCUGCGUAAGCUUUGGCCACCGACUCGGUCGCACCUGCCGAGACAGAAGGCCUCACAGCCCCUCACACAGCCAUACAUUGAGGUCAACACGAGGGCAGGUGAAUGAGGGGCCGCUCCAGCUCCAGAUGCGCUCUCACCGUUGACGACCGCCCAGCCUCCGUAGAUCUGGGUCAGCCUGGUCGUUUGGAUCAUCCUGGGCAGGAAAUGCACCCGGACCAUGGCGCACCCGUCUCUGAGCAGGUACAGCGCCCUGGAUGAGGCGUACAGAGCGCCCACCAGAGCCAAGGUCUCGGAGUAUGUGCCGCAUGAUCGCGACACCUCUCUGUACAGCAGGUCGAAGCUGUCAACGGCCGCCAUGGAGGCCGCGUGACGUCAGCUGUCCCGCCAGCAAGUCAGCGAAAAGGCCGCUCCCGGUCGAGUUCAGGCGUCACAGUAAUGGCGCUGCCACACCGGCCCUACAUGCUCACUGCUUGUAUUCCACUGCGCACGCUUCACUUAGCUGCUGAACCGUGAGCACGGAGGAAGAGGAGAAAGAGACAACAGGUCACGUGGCCCUGAUGGUGCAUUCAGGUGCUAGAAAACAAAUCGCUCAUCGCUGCAGUUUUAAUAACCUCAUGAAUUGAAAGUGAGCAAUGUGAAUAAUAAAUUACCAUACAGGUGGCGACUGAUAUUUGAAAUCGAUUAACACGCUUUGUUCAUCGCUCUAAAUGUGUUUUAAAGUUGCUGCUCAAGGUAUUUAUCCGAUGUCCUGCCGUUCUAGAAGGCAGCGCUUUGGACAUCCCACAAUGCAUUGCGGUGAACAGACGUUUCCAUAGAGACGAGGUGCCGAUGUUUCUAUCUUCUUCUGAGACGCUGACUUGACACAACAGCGCGAGGUGAUUGCUUUCAUUGCGUUUGUAAGUGUUUAAAGUUGGGUGCUGGGUGCAUGUAGAGGAGGGCAGUCUCCAAUCGUUGGCGAGGCUAAGCUUGCUACACGUGUUAGCCGCUGCAGCGGGAGUGUCGGUCACUCCUGCUCCCACGUCCCUGCAGACGUGGAUCAGUUCAACACCACACCACACCACACCGCAGGUGAGCGCCUGUAGCCUCUAGGUGUCAUUGCUAGGGCAGUGCAGACAGCCGGAGCCAGUUCCCUGGACUCCAACACUGGCGAGGGCUGCAGGUGUCGACUUCAAGUCCCCGACACGGCGCUGUGUCCGAGCAGGUUCUGUGAGCACCAGCUGCUGUGGUUCCCUCCACCUCACCUCAGUCGUUAGAGAAGCGUCCAAGUUCCGCGGUGUGCAGAGCCACCAGAUGCCCCAUUACAUAGGUCGCAUGAGGAUUGCUGGCUGUUUACUGCGCUCAUUGAACUGGGCCAUUCAUGAAAACACAACGUGGACCCACAUUUGACUCUCAAAAUGAGUCAGGAAACGAAUGAGGUCACGGCAGUAAUGUGGAUUAAAGCAUUAAAAAAAGUCUAACCCCAAAGAGGGUCAUAGAAGAAAAUGAUGAUUGGUGAAAUCCCCCAGCUGAUGAUGUUGCUCCACUUUCCUUUGUCACAAUGUUCAAAGAUGUUUUCCGUUGUCGUCCUGCGCUUCCCUGCUGUCAACGUGUGAAUGAACUGACUGAUGUAUAUCGCUUUCUUUUCAACACUUGCAGGGCACCUGAUACGACAUGUUUGGAUAUUUCAUUAAAUAUGCAGCCUAAAACACAUGAUGAGUGUGUUUUAUCCUGCAGGAAUGUCUCAGCUGUGUUUUUCUGUUGGAGAUGUGGAGCUGCAGACUUUGCUCAAGCAGUUUCUGAGUAGCAUCAGCGACAGAGUCUUGGCUGCUCCUUCGUCUUUGGAGUGUGCUGAAGAGAUUCUCCUGCAGCUGGAGGAGACUGACGAGAACUUUCACAAUUAUGAGUUUGUCAAGUUCCUCCGUCAGCACCUGGAGGCUUCAGUGGGGCUGGUGGUGGAGGAAGAGACCAGGAAGCUGACUGGAGGGGACAGACAACAUGCCAUCGGAGCGGGCCAUGACACUCUGAUUCACACUGUCACCAGCAGAACCAGAGAGUCACAGGAGUACCAGCAGAUGAUGCACAGCCUGAAGACUAAGAUGAGCACAGUCGUGGACACGCUGGUCCAACAGUUUGAGGAGGACCAGCUGAAGAAGGAGUGCAGAGACAAGCAGCAGUUCAGCGGCUGCUUCACUGACAGCUGCUCCGACAGCGAUUCGUCCUUUAACCAGAGUUACACUUUCAUCAGACAGGAGCAGCUGCAGGUUCUGGCUGAUAAUCUCAGCUCCAGCAAACCCAAACAGGUUCGUGGUGAGGCCCUGCAGGUCCUCUGCUGCGCUCCUCCAUCCGACGUCCUGAGCUGCGUGAGCUGGAGCGGCCUUCGCAGCAACCUCUGUGCCACGCUGGGCGAGUCCGACCCUGAACUCAGCGAGGGCGUGCUGCAGUUCUUUGCGAAAUCCCUCUCCUCAUCUCCGUUUAAUGUGACGCGGGAGAUCUACACCAGCCUCGCUACAAGUUUGGAGUCCAGUUUCCUCUCUCUCAAACCAAGCGUCCCUUUUGGAUCAGCUGGAACUGACAUCAACUCACCAGAGAUCAGCAGUCUGCUUAAACAGAUUCGACUGAUGAACGACUUUCAAAAGGAGGUCACGACCUUCUGGAUCCGGCAUCCGGAAAUGUACAUGGAGGAGAUCAUCGAGAGCACCUUCUCUCUUCUGACCCUCCGUGAUGGCUCCUCAUCACUGGGCAAAGAAAGGGCCGUGCAGCCCAUUCAUCUCCUGGCCUUGCUGGACGUGAAAGCCACCUGGUUCCGAAAGUGGAUGCACGGCUUCUACAGCAGGACUGUGGUUCUCAGGCUUCUGGAGAAGAAGUACAAAUCUCUGAUCGUGGCCUCAGUGCAGCAGUGUAUCCACUUCUUGGAGUCCGGUGGAACUGUAGCGACUCAUUCAACAGAUCCACAAGCAGAAAAGCAACAGGCGAGCGGUUCAGUGCCGCGGAGCGUUUACACAACAGCAGAGCUGGAUUACGCACUUUUUGUCCACUCGCUGUGUGUCCUGGGGAAACUGCUGCUCUACAAGAAUGGAAGGAAACUGUUUCCCAUCCAAAUGGAAACACGCAAAGAGCCAGUCAGCCUGACCAGCCUCAUUGUCCUCCUGAUUGACCUUGUGUACCAGCACCCGAAGCCACUGGCCAGUGUGUCCUCAGACUCAGACUGGCUGUCGCCCAGUCGUCUGGUGAUGGAGGUGCUGGGGACGCUGUGCGAGAGGAGCCAGUGUGCGGCGGAGUGUCUCCACCAGAGCGCCGUGAUGGAGACGCUGCUGGCACCGCUGAUAGCGCUGCUGAGCGGCCAACAGGCCAAAUUGGAAUCUCCUGCUGUGACGCUGACUCUCGCCGCCGACAUCCUGGCUCGCAUCGCCAACACGGACGGAGGAUUAUCGCUCUUCUUAUACCAGAAGAACCUGCUUGUAAACAACAGCGAGAGGUCUUGCCCGGCUCGCAUCGUGGUGCAGUUCACACUCAAGCUGCUGGACAACAGUCUCCCAGGUCUGAAGGACCCUGGCAUCCCGCAUGGUCUGUGCGGAGCCUUCAUCUUCGUCUGCAGACAGAUGUACAACACCUGCGAGGGCCUGCAGGUCCUGCGACCGUACGACCUGCACCGGGCUCUGGCUGCUGCCUGGGAGACGAGCCGUUUGCAGUCCGAGCCAGUCCCGACCCCAGUACCCGGCGCCGUGGUUGCAUGUGAAGAGUCCCAAAACGUGAGGAUUUGGGAGGAAACGCUACUGGACAGCCUGCUCAACUUCGCCGUGACUCCGCGAGGGCUGGUGCUCCUGCAGCAGACCGGGGCCCUGGACCCGUGUGUGGCCCACAUGUUCUCACGCUUCACCAGGGGACUGCAGGUGAGUCGGUGUGAGAAGUUCGGCUACGGUGUGAUGGUCACACAGGUGGCAGCAACAGCGCCUGGAGCGGCAGCUCUCCUCAAGUCAGGUUUUGUCCGAGCCUUGGUGGUGGACCUCUGGUCAACGCUCGAGUUCAGCAGCGAAGACGCCCGAGUGGUUGGACCCAAAUCCACGUCCAUGGAGCCCAUCGACCGAAGCUGCCUGAAGUCGUUCCUGUCCCUGGUCAACAUGCUCUCCUCCGCCCAGUCCGUGUGGGAGCUGGCGGGCCGCCAGGCUCUGGCCAACAAGACUCACUACAGCCUCAGAGAGACGCCCGGCUCCCUGCCUGAUCUGCUCGACAGACUGAUUGCUGUGAAUUCGGACGCAAAGAUCCAUUCUCUGUUCCACUAUGAGCAGUCUCACACGUUGGGCCUCAGACUGCUGAGUGUGCUCUGCUGUAACCUGGACUCCUUCCUGCUCCUGGAGACUCAGUACCACAUCUGCUCCAUGCUGCUGCAGAGUCAGAGGGAGAACGUCACGGAGCAGGACGCCGGUGGAGGCAAGUGCAUCGUCGACGUCCUCUCAGUGGAGAGGAACCACGUCCUGGUCCGUGUUGGUGUGGUUGGAGGUCCGUCGGAGAGAAGCCUUCCUCCCCGGGCUCUGCAAGAGGGAGAGGAUCCCUACCCCUGGCCCAUGUUCUCCUUCUACCCUCCACCCUCCUGCUACACCAGGGAGCCACCACAGCUCGCCCAGGCUUCAGCAGGUGAGGCCCACUGUACUCACGGACAUCCAACCCUGAAAAACGACUCCUCCCCGUCUGUAGAUCCGGACAUCAGCUCGUUCCUCAGCUCCUCUGAAACCAGCAAACAUGGCCAGGCUUGGAUGGAGGACUGCAGGAGGCUGUACCGUAAAGUGAUGACCGUGAACCCUGACGUCCUGACGGGACACGUGCUCGCUGACCUUCUGGAGAUGGCUGUGGACCAUCUAUCUGCCACGGAGAGUUUCUUCUCUGAGGCCCGGCUCAAAGCCGAGGAGCGGAGCGCCAGGGGCGUCGUGUUAUCCUCUGUGGAGCUCCUGGGAAUGGACAUCUGUCUGAGGUACGGACGCUUCCUCGGCCUGCUGACAGACGAUGCUGCUGAGGACUUGACUCUGCUCAUGAAGACGGUGAAGAUGCUCCUGACCUCGCAGCGAGUCCAGACCGCCUCCACUCUGGUGACGCUGCAGGACGGGUACCUGGGCCACGACUGGCUGCUCUCCACAGUCUUCCUGCUGAUGGGCGGAGCCCGCGGUCGCUCUCUGAGCGUCCUCCUGAGCCUCUCCACUCUGCUCACAUCCGCCUUCAUGUGGCCGGCCAGGAUUCACGCUUCCGUCCAUCUUCCGGCUGAAGUCUCGCAGUCCGGCAUCCCUCCAGUCUACUGGUGCACGGCUCACUACGUGGAGAUGCUGCUGAAGGCUGAAGUUCCUCUGGUCCACUCCGCCUUCAGGAUGUCUGGAUUCACCCCGUCUCAGAUGUGCCUCCACUGGCUGGGCCAGUGCUUCUGGAACUACCUGGACUGGCCUCAGAUCUGCCACUACGUCUCCACCUGUGUGCUGAUGGGAGCCGACUACCAGGUCUACGUGUGUGUGGCCAUCUUCAAGCAUCUGCAGCCGGACAUCCUGCUCAGGACUCAGUCCCAGGAGCUGCAGCUCUUCCUCAAGGAGGAGCCCAUUCAGGGCUUCAGGUUCGGCCCCCACCUGGAUUUCAUGGAGCACCUGGAGAGCCGCUACAGGAGCCUGGUUCUGACCGACAUGAGCCGAGUCAGGACCGACCUCACUCUGAGGACGUAGGAACACGGAUCAGCGGAAGGUUCCGGCGCGUGGAUCAGAGCCUUCAGCAGAUGGAGUCGCCGCUCGGACUGGUGUCGGUCGAUCUGGACCAAAACCUAGCGCCUUUCGUCUGCCAGACAUUUGCCAUGAGGAAACCAAAAGUGGGACACUGACUCUGGGAGUUGUGGUCUCCCAUAAAGGUAACACACUGGGAGGUGGGGUCCUCUGCGGCCCACCUUUUCACACAGAGGUGCAACCACAUGAAACACACGGGAGAGGAAGUGGUGUGUGUGUUCUGUGACCUGAGUCUGUCCCGCUCCUCAUGCCAGCGUGUGUCCUCGCCUGGGCAGUUGGUGUGUGUCUCGUGUGUUACCUGGUUUGCGUGUCGCCUGCUUCUGUCCUGCUGCGGUGUGUGCUGUGUUGCUGAGCCGCUCCUCGUGUGGAAGCUGCAUGAGGACGCCGGCGUCUGGGCAAUAAAGCCUCAUUAGCAGGCGUCCCACGACCCUGUGUGGACGCCCCUCUCUGAAGAACUAAGCACCUCGGCCCCUCCUGUUCAGGCGGACAAACCUGAGCCGUUCAAUAUCUUGCUCAUGGGCUCCUGGACCUGAAAUGGAACCUGGUAAACGUCGCUCCUCCCCACGCGCCCCUCCAUGCUUCCUCCGUCUUCAUGGCCCACAUUUGUAUUCUUCCAUGGUUUUGGCCGCCAUCAAGCCCUCGCAAGCUUCUCUCGCGGGAAAUAUCUCAUUCGAUGGCCAGUCGGCUUUAGAAGGCAGCAGCGAGUCGGCGUGAGGCCAUUUGUUGUGUGAAGCGGACGUGACGCGCCGUGCAUUCGACCGUGUGAGUCUCUGUCUCUGGAGCUAAACCUGAUUCUGUUUUGUCACCUGUGUAACUGUGUGCUUCCAGAUGUUUCCAGGCGUCUGAAGGAGUGUGUGUGUGUGUGUGUGUGUGUGUGUGUGUGUGUGUGCUAUUGUGUGUCUCCACGUGUGUGUGAUUGAGUGUGUACGAUAAGCCUUGGUUUUGUUCCGUUGUUGUGUGCCUGGUUGACAUGAGCCAACAUCAGUGUUCUCAGUCCGAGGUGGCGUUUCCUGUCCUGUCUCUUGGUUUCUGUCUCAGUUUGUGUUUUAGCCUCUGCCAUCGUGCAUGUACUCUGGGGCCUGUUUGUGUACACACUUGCCUCAUCCUUGUGUUUAGAACUAGUCCAGUUGUGUCUGGUCCGAACACCCUGCUGGAUUUGGAGCGGCUGGGCUCAGUGCUGCUGCGGUGCGUGUCGUCUCCAUCUGGACUUGUGGUGUCACAGGAGGCGUUUUUGAACCUUCAGUUACACCAAUCUGCGCGCUCCUCCCGCCAAAUCCCUUUGUUUGUGCUGGGUUUGACUUUCAACUUUCUCACACUUCUCCCUGAAGUGUUGCUGGUCUGGCUGCCUUCCCUGGCCAGUUCACCUCGCUGGCUGGACCUCCACAGGUGGCUCCCCUGAAGACGCUUGACUGCUGCCCUUCUGGAGUGCUCCAUGGCCCAGCAUCAUGCAGCCUGGUAUCAGCUUUCACAUGAUCCGGAUCAGAUGGAGGACCAGCCGAGGGUGCGGGGUGGCCCCGUGUUCUGGGGAGGCCCCUGGAGAGACGCUCCUCCACCUCUCUUCCACCUCCUUCUCAUCGUCAGCCAUCUCAGCGCAGCUUCUUCUCACGAUCACACCGCUCCUUCAUUGGUCCUAGCCAGGACGGGCUAACGGCCUGCAGGGGCCCGCGGUGAGGGAUGAUGGCCACCACCUUCAGAGCCUGCCGCCCUUCAGACGGCGCUCCACACCGACGCU